Molecule: messenger RNA, 894 nt
Organism: Phragmites australis (common reed)
Lineage: Eukaryota; Viridiplantae; Streptophyta; Magnoliopsida; Poales; Poaceae
Product: protein FAR1-RELATED SEQUENCE 5-like
Exons: 1
Coding region: 1-894 (297 amino acids)
Biological process (GO): regulation of DNA-templated transcription
Source: RefSeq, a predicted model, not a curated record
AUGAAGAAAGACCUGCAGAAUUAUCAUGGUAGCUUGAGAAAUUUGAUAAAGAUAAGAGAUGCACAAAUGUUUGUUGACACUCUUGCUAAAAAGAACUCCAUCAAUUCUGGGUUUUAUUUUGACUAUGUUGUUGAUGAAGAGGGUAAAUUGGUAUACAUAUUUUGGGCAGAUACUACUAGCAGGAAGAAAUACUCACAUUUUGGGGAGUUGAUCUCUUUUGAUGCUACAUACAACACAAACGAGUACAACAUGAAGUUUACACCAUUCACUGGAGUUAACGACUAUGGUAGUUGUGUAUUAUUGGGAGCUGCAUUGAUUCUUGAUGAGACAAUAGAAUCACAUGUAUGGUUGUUCAAUACAUUCUUGAAAGCAAUGGGAGGGUCAGCACCCAGACUUAUCAUAACCGAUGAAGAUACUAGCAGGAAGGCGGCCAUCGCCAAAGUGUUCCCAACGAUCGUACAUAGAUUAUGCAUGUGGCACAUAUUGAUGAAGUUUCCGGACAAGGUCGGUGCACCGGUGAGGGAGGACAGAGAGUUUUAUAAGCGUUUGAACCAUUUCAUAUAUUCCUCUGAAACAGCUGAGGAGUUUGAGUCAGAAUGGGCUAAAAUGAUUAUGGAGUAUGGAUUGGAAGGCAAUGAAUGGCUAGCUUACCGGUAUCACAUUCGUGCAUCAUGGAUACCAGCUUAUUUUAGGGACACAUUCUUGGGUGAAAUUCUUAGAACAACUUCACGGUCAGAGAGUGCUAACUCUUUUUUCAAAUGUUUUAUUGGUUACAAACAUACUUUGGUCGAGUUCUGGGUUCGGUUCGAUACUGCAGUCAAAGAACAACGACAAAAAGAGUUUAUACAAGACAAUGCUAGCUUCCAUACAUUGCCAAUACUGAAGACAGGAUAG